UUUUAUUUGCCAAUAAUAUAUCUGUCCAUCCAUCCAUUUUCUUCACCGCUUAUCCUCACGAGGGUCGCAGAGGAGCUUAUCCCAGCUGUCAACGGGCUGGAGGCGAGGUACACUCUGAACUGGUUGCCAGCAAAUCACACUUUGGAAUGUGGGAUGAAACUGGAGUGGGGAGAACAUGCAAAACUCCACACAGGCGGGUCUGGGAUUGAAUCCAGAACCUCAGAACUGUGAGGCCAACGCUUUACCAACUGAUCCACCCUGCCGCCCCAAAAAUCUAAUCAAUUUUUUUUUUGUUUGUUUCUUCACUUUCUUGUGCAGAGAAUAUGAAAAGGGGAUGUGACCUUUCAAUAUACUGAAAGCAAUUUCGCAUAAAGCUUUUAUCAGACUUUGGGGGUUGGGUGACAAGAUGUGUUUAUAUUUUUUGGACUUGGCGUGAUACAGAGCUUUGAGUAGCGGGCCGUUUCUUUUUCAAAGCGUAGACACGUUUUUAGAUAUAUAGACAGUAGGGCAGUGAUCCGGAAGUACACCGGUCCUCAAAAGAAAUUGUUCUGGGAAUUGGGAUUUAAAUCAACUAGUAAAUACCCGUGGGGCUCUCUCGUGGCGUCUUCGAAACUCUCUAAAAGUACUUUUUCUUUGUAGGUGUGUUAGCAGCGUGACGCUCAUUUGUAUAUGAUGGCUAUACUGUGUAAACAUUCUCACCACCUCAGUAUGAUGAGAAGCUUGAAAAAUGAGGUCAUCGAGGAUAAUCAGAUGACUUUGCCGGACUGGAAACAGAUUUUCAUUCCUCAAAAGACUUGGGGAGGCCGUCUAUGAAUUUUAUGUUUUUAAUCAGCUGUUCUUCAUACAUGGGUUGAAAAGAAUUAUAAAUCCAAACAAUGUUGUCAGGUACACUUUUCAUGACAUGUUUACAAUUUUCCAAAACACAUUUUAUAUAGUAUGCUUUCCUGGGUCCGUACGACCUGAGGUUGGAAUGUAUGGAAUGUCCUCAGUGCUAAUAUUGGAGUUUUUUUCUUCAGAAUUUUAAUCUGAAUUCUGUUAUGAAGGAAACGUUUUUAUUUUUAGGUUAUAGUCGAAAAAAUUAUCGCACAUUGAUAGAUUCGCUGAAAAAAAAAAGAAAAACAAAGCGGAAACAGCCAAGGAGGAACGCGACGUCAGAACCGGUGACAACAAUGGCGAGCAUUGGGAUACAUUGUAAGAACGCCGAUGAAUUUUCCGAUAUUUUCAUUGUACAGCACUAUGGAUCUGCCUGUGCAAGUAUGAGAAACUAUUUGCAGCAUCAGGUAUGUCACCAAUUUGCGUAUACAAGGCUCGUUUAUUAUCGGACUAAAACAAGCAGAUGAUGAUACCGUAGUCCACAGUCAAAAUUGUUAUAUAUAUUCACUAAGGAUUUUAAUGAAAGGCAUCUGGACAAAAUGUUGCCACAUGAAUUUGAGAGCAAUAGCUGGUGAUAUCUUGCUUCACCAUAAAUAUAAUUUCACGUGGUAAACUGAUGCCAUAACUAGACAGUACCAGUCGCACAAUAGAGCUCGUGCACAUGAUGUCAGUUUGCACGGCACCAUAUUUGCUCAUUUCAGAACAAUGGGUAUUAAAAAAAAAACCCCGUCUGUCGCAGUGGUUUACGGAGGUUAAGUGUGGCUGCAAUCGCGUCCGUGUACGUUCCGUGGAGACUGUCACGUCCCAUCGGAAUGAGAGUAGGACCCAAAUGCAGGACUCGGAAGAUGCAAGGUAGUUCAAGGAGACACGUUUAUUAUAUGCAGAGGUAGGGGAUCAAGCAGGCAGUCCGGUGCAGCAGCGGUAGUUGGGACGUCGGGCGAAGAGAGCAGGUGAGCGGGCAGGCAGGAGUCGGUACACAGGAGAACAAUCAAAGCAGGCAGAAGUAACGAAGGAGUCAGGCUUACAAGGUUGGUCGGAGAACGGACGAAGGUUGGUACACACAGGUUCAAUCAGGGAUACCGGAGCACACGAACGGGACAUGAAGAUCAACGAACUGGCCCCGGCCAGUUGUCAUCGCGGUCAUAUAAAUCCACAGCAUAAUCAGGCUGCAUGAGGCGCAGGUGUGUACCUCCCAAUCAGCGCACCUGCGUGGGCACCCGCACAGCUCGUGCUGGAGCGGCAGAUCAUGACAGAGACGACUCUGUCAUCUUUUUUUUUUUUUCAGUCAUACUUAAUGAAUGUGAGUUUGUAUAAAACCUAAUCUAAUUUUUCAUCGUACCUUCGUUUAUUUUGAUCUUCUAAAUGUCUAAUGGAAUAGGACAAGACUCUGGGCGUCUUGCUAUAAGACAUAUUUUUGUGUGCGACUUGGCAUUUAACAAUGCUUUUCUAGACCGGCAAUAUGGUGACGUAGACAAAAGUCACAUGAUUUUGUGACAUAACGUCACCAAUUUCACUGCGCCAUAUUGCCGAUCAAAAAGAGCUGCUCGACAGUGUGGGGGACAUUGAACCGGAGCAGAAUAUACACAAUGCCCGAGACUUGUUGUGCUGUUGGUUGUUACAACAGACGAGACAGAUAUUCAAAGAGAUCACUCUAUGGAAUACCAGCUGAAAAGAUGGGAAAAGAUUGAUGGAUUAAACGUGAUGGAUGGUGCCCGACCAAAUACACACGACCACUUCUACUCUGUCAUAGGCUUUCUCUAGAUCCAUGAAGACACAAUGUAGUUCCUUCUGGCCUUCUCAAUAUAGCAGGGUGUUCAAAUACUUGUUUUCUUCACAGUAGCACAUUCUGGCAUUUUCAUUAGUUUUCCACUUGCAUCCUCAAGGCAAAUAAUGCAUCUGUGGUACUCUUUCUAGGCAUGAAACCACACUGUUGCUCGCAGAUACUUACUUCUGUCCUGAGUCUAGCCUCCACUACUCUUUCCCAUAACUUCAUUGUGUGGUUCAUCAACUUUAUUCCUCUAUAAUUCCCAUAGCUCCGAACAUUGCCUUUGUUCUUAAAAAAAGGGAACUUGAACACUUUUCCUCCAUUCUUCAGGCAUCUUUUCGGCCUCUAAUAUUCUGUUGAAUAAGUUGGUCAAAAAAUCCACAGCCAUCUCUCCAAAUUGCUUCCAUACCUCUACCGGUAUGUCAUCAGGACCAACUGCCUUUCCAUUUUUCAUCCUAUGUAGUGCCUUUCUGACUUCCCCCAAACUAAUCAUUGCCACUUCCUGGUCCUUCACACUUGCCUCUUCAACUCUUCCUUCCCUCUCAUUUUCUUCAUCAACUUUUCAAAGUAUUCUUUCCAUCUAUAGAAGACACUACUGGCACCAGUCAACACAUUUCCAUCUCUAUCCUUAAUCACCCUUACCUGCUGCACAUCCUUCCCAUCGCUAUCCCUCUGUCUGGCCAACCUGUAGAGAUCCUUUUCUCCUUCUUUCGUGUCCAACCUGGUGUAAUCGCUUUAUUUUCAAAAUCAUUUUCCAGGAAGUGACACGUCGUUACAAUGCGGAAAUAUACCACAUUUGUCUUGGUCGGGAAUGGUUCUUAAUUCUCUCUGAUGACGAAGACUGCGUGAUCCUUCAUCUGAAUCUUUUCCAACAUCUUCUUCUGAGGAUAUCAGAGCCGUAUCCAAGGGGGUUAAAUCAAUCUCCGGAUGUCACGUGCACCUGAUAUCAUAUAGAUGAGGGGAAAACGUGAUCUCAUUCAUAUAGAUAGUUUUCGACCAUGUGACCUCAUUCGGGUCAUGUGGCCAUGUUGGAUGGGUUCACUCGAUUGACACGCUGUUCAUUCUAUUGGUUUUGCAUAGAGUUACAAAAAUUUCCGUACGACUGUUAAAAGUGAUGCAUGAUGGCUAAAAAGAUUUUGGAAAGUUAUUGGGGCUCAUUCAAUAUUGUUUCAAGAAACUGUUACGAAAAAAAGUGCUUUGAUCGACAAUAUCGACCUGUAUGUCGGUAACCUAUGCAGACAUCGUCAACUAUCUCCUCUUCUCGACAAGCGGUUAUACCAUGGGUCAGCUAAAGAAUUACAAAGGUCUGGAGGCCUACAACCAAUUCAUCAAUGGCUGGGUUUGUGAUGCAGCGGUAUCCAUUGUUAGCAACCUGUGGUCCCACACUGCUAAGAAGAGUGUACCACACAAUGCAAUUUAAAUGUGUAGGCUGAGGCUACUUCAAUUCUGAGUGAAUGCUGUCGAAAGUAUUCAUUGCGUGAUUACAGUCAGCAUUGUGUUAAAUUAUUUUGAGUAUACCAAUGAAAGAGGUGUAGAUUAUUAUUUUAAUUUUUGCAAACGUGCACAUAACGAUGACUUUGGAGAGAUGCGAAAACCGAAUAUGUGAAACAAUGAAAUAAAGAUGAAGAUGGAUUCAUUAUAGAGUACUUUGGGGAUUUAGUUCAGUUUUAGUUGAUUUUGUGGUGUGACAGAAAAUACAGAUUUAGAAAGACAUGCAUUGCAUUCACACACGAGAAACAUGUAGGCCCUUGGCCCUAAAGAAUACUUCUCCUUCACAGAACUUAGUUAUUGCUAAGUAGGUGUGAAAUUCCAAAAGCUAUCCAACACCUAACAAGUACAAAAUGCUCCAACAAACUCUGACAUAAGGGAAUGAUUUGGCCAUAAGCUCUGCUCUGCUGAUGCGAGACAGCCACAGUUGUCGCCGUUUGGUUGAUAACUGCUCAUUUUUCUCACACUGGUUCUUGAUCACAGCUAGCAGUCGAAAGAAAAAUGCUUUACAACACCCACUUUCAUUUGAGCAACUGAUAACAUUGCAGUGCACGCCCAUUCAUACGCCUUUCUGAAAUGAUUUCUGCUUAAUUACGAUUUGCUUACUUGAAUUCACCCAUCCAAAAUGGCGACCGCUUCCUAAACCAGAAGGUGUGUGACGUCAGUCGAAAACUAUCUAUAAUCCGGUUGUUCAGUGUGAUGUAGGGAGUCCACUUCCACACCCAUGUGUUUUAGCUCUGAACAAUAUGGAAGAAGCCUUAACCCUUUUUCCUGUUACAAAUUUCUUUUUGAACAUCCUGGAAGGCGUCAGAAAGGGUUUAAACUCCUACAAGUCUUACCGGGUGAUUUGUGUGAAGAUCCAUGCCGGAGUUAUUCCUGGAAGUUUGCACGCUUCGAUGGAAAAACAAAAGCUACAAAAUCGAGGUAAGCUAAUGUGUUUACAUCACCGAAAGUGUAGGACAAUGCCAUGAGGUAAUCUUAUCUGUGCUGACAUAAAUUUUUUGUUCAAUGAUAUUGAUCCCAUUCGUGUGAAUAUGACAGUGUCUUGUCAUUUAUUCAUAUUUGUCUUGAACCUAUUCAGGUCUGUCUACAAGAAGAUUCGUGUAACUGCUUGCAACUUUGGUCGAGCAGUUGGACGCAACUCUUACCCUCCCUUGCUCUUUUUUGCGAGCACAAUUCAAUAUUAAUGAAGGAAUCAAGGUUAAAAAUUUGGAUAAUUUUUAUUUUCGCUAAACUCUAUGACAGAAAUGAUUAAUCAAAAUUGAGCAUAACUUUUACAGGCUGUGCACUGAGGGAUCCUUCAUGAAUCCUUCUUGAAGCUCUCUGGUGGUAUACUCGAAACUAUCUAAAAAGUACUUUUUCUUUGAAGGGAAAAUCUGAUUAGCUGUAACACCCACUUGCAAUUUAUCUUGCGGGUUCUUAAAUAGCGAUUACAUCAUCAGAUGACUUCAUGUGUGAUGUGAGUACACACACAUCACUGGCCAGCCUGGAUCUCCAGCAGGACUUGGACUUGCUCCAAGUGGUGUUCUUGGAGCUUCAUUGGAUGAAAUCUUUGCGGUCAAGUGGCCCUGGUCAGCCAGAAAUUUAACACUCACCCCAGCAAGCAGCUGAGAAGAAGGACUUUUAUUUGAACAGAGAUGAGGUUACUGGCUCAUUGAAACAAAAAGUGGACCCUGCUUACUGGCACCAAAUACAGGCUCAUCUGUACUUGGCGGGGUGUUACAAGUGUGACUUUUUAGUGUAGACCCUUAAGGGCACAGAAAUCUGUGAUUAGGGAUCCAUCCCGGGUUUGGAACCUGGAUGUACUUGACACAUUUUACAAAACUGUUGUCCGGUAAAAUGUUUUGGAAGAUUUGUAAAAAUGUUAGUAUGUGUGUGUGUUUAAGAAUCACAUGCUGAAUAUAUGUAUAUACCAGUUCUUUGGUUUUUUUUUUUUUUGUAUUGUUCUUUAUUUGUGCAAUCACACCUGAUGCUGUAAACCCAAAAAUAUUGGAUAAGAUUCAUUUGUCAGUUUUACACAAUAUACAAAAAUCGCUAAUAUAUUUUACAUAUCUUUCACUAUGGAUGAAUUUGUUGAAAUGAGGUAAAAAGAAAUCUUUGAAUCCAGUAAAUUUGCAUUUUUUUGUCCCCCAUGAAAUCAGCACUAAUACAAGUAUAUGAAGUAUUUCAAGGUUCACAAUAGAUAAUCAUCAACGUAAAAUACAACUAACCAUUGACAAUCAUUACAUGCAUGAAUAAAACCCAGGCUCCGACAUUAAAUCCUCUCACAUGUCCCCUAUAUUACAUUUGGCAAGGAUGUCAUAAAUUUACUGAUAUUAUGUGUAAGUUUGUGAACAGUACUAUAAUCGAAGCAUAUUACGACCAAAAACAAAAAGGGAUCAAGUCUUCUUAUCUGAAAAGACAUCAAAUAUUCUCUAAGAUGCAGUCAUUCAGACAUCACACAUUACAAACUGAUAUUCAUUGAUAUGGUUGUAAAUUAGAUAACCUGUCAUUGUGGUAAAUUUAAUACUGACACCAUCUAUAGCAUUUACCAAAGCCAACUUUUUAAACUCCCAACUUUGUCCGGAGAGACAAUUGUGUUUCGGGCCGGCCGUGGUACAUGUACCAGGCCAUGUACUUGGAUGAGUAACUAUAUGGGGAUAUUCGAAGUAAGUACGGUCGUACAAUGGUAUAGGCCUUUAGCAGGUAUAUGCUAUGUGAUUUAGUUAUCUUAUGAGCUGCAGCCACCUGUUUUUUUUUUCGAUGGGAAUCUGAAGAAAGAUCAAUCAGGGCAGGUUUCCUGUCCAUUUGUGCACAUUGGAACACAGCAAAUUGAGGCAUUUUGUUUGAGAACUUUCACAGAGAAGACCUUCAGGAAACACGUGUUCUUUGUUUGGGUCCGGAAGUAGAAUUAUCAUGUGACUCAUUACGUAGUGACUGAACAACCGGAUUCCAACGAGCGAAAAAAAAAAAAAAGCAGGUGAGUAAACCCCCCCCAAUCUUAUGAAUUUGUGGUGAAUCAUAAAUAUUACCAGCAUUACCUGAAAUCGGAUACAUUCAAGGUUUCAUCUACCAAAUAUUGUUAAUGUACCGAGGCAACGAAAUAUAUAUGUAUAAGAAUAUAUGAGAAAUACAUUGAAACUCCUCCAAUGUUGGAUGACUGGCUGCUGUGUGUUCAUGUGAAUUUAUCACUGGGAAGUCUGAAAUAUGAGUCUCGAACACUAAUUUUAAAGACCCUUGGUUGGUUACAAAUUUACCUCCGGCGGGGUUUGUGAGGUGAGAAAACAGACAUCCUGAUACUUUUAAUUAUGUAGCCUCAAAAUCAUCUUCAUUGUUCAUGAUCGGAACAACCACAGCAUUUGCAUCUGCCAAAAGGAUGCCGUGAAAAAUGAUCAAAUGCUUAAAAAAAAAAAGACUAAAGGGACACACUGUUGUUCAAAGUCUUCUAGCAUUUUGAGUUCUCAUCAAAGAACGGUACAAUGGAAAUUAAGACCAAAAAAAAAAACAUUGUCAUUGAAGACGCCUGCCUCCGAUCACAGUCAUGGGUUGUUGUUUUUCCUGCUUAAUGACAAUGUAGCUGAAGGAAAAUGAAUUCUUUGGUAAUACAUCCUCGAUUUAUGUGGGAGGGGACAAUAGACUUGUACUCUAUUGCAUUCACACUUUCAAAGAAAAUAAUACUCUGCUUUGAUAGGUAUGAUACCACGCGAAUCUACAACAAUUAUGACAUCGUUUUACAAAAUGAGAGUAUCUCUGUAUUUGAAAGAACGAUGGAUUGAGUCGGAUGAGAUGUGAAAAUUGUAUUUUUGGGAAAAAGUAAAACAUUCACUCCUGCAUUCCGACGCUUGCAUUAUUCUUUUCAAAUUACAUCCAUAAGCUGUUUGUUUGUAAAUGAAAAUUAUGUUACAUGUGUUGGUAAACUCGGACUUUUACUCAGUUGCUUCCUAUAGUAAGACAUCCGUGUGUGCAGGCACACAGGAUCACUCGGAUCAAUAAGCAUACACACAGACACGCAUACAAUAGUUAUCUGAUUUUUUUUUCCGCUUUAGAGAGAUGACACCUCCUAUCCAAGGAAACCAUUUGACGAUUGCGAGUGACGUCACCUCUGACUCCGGGGGAUGAUGCUAUUCAAGAACCCCCAAUCCUUGGAAUUCAAGGUACCAAGCUUUGACGGAAUUGCAUUUUCCCCAUCUGGAUCCUCCUUGUAGAAACAAAGCUCUGCCGCUUCAUGAAAGAACCUGUAGCCCCAAGAACAAAGGCGGAGUUCAGAAUCCAGCUCCCAUGUAGUGUUUCUGCCAGAGGUUGUUGAAUCCUUCGCAAAUAUAUUCUCGAUUUGGGCAGGGCACCCGGACCUGAUCCCUGGAUAAUAGAGCGAGAGGGAGACCAAAGAGAAGGUUGAUGGAUGUUAUGAGGGAAGACAUGAGGGCAGUUGGUCUUGAAGAGGAAGAUUCAGGAGAUACGCUAAGAUGAAAAAAGAUGACACACUGUGGCGACCCCUAACGGGACAAACUGAAAGAAAAAAAAGAAGAAGAGUUAGACCCACUACACGAACACACCUAGCACAAAGUUUUUCAGUGGAUUUCUAAAAAUAAAUCGGACGUGGUCCAUUUUUCAUUAAGAAAUAUACACGCUGUAUCUACUUUUCUCCAUUUGGAUAGUGACAUUUUUGGGAAGGGGUAGGGACCAGGGUAAAAACAAAGUCGUAACAAACAGCAGAUGGCGCAUUGAUGCAGUCUGCUGUGUUGGGUCUGUCUCAGUGAAAGACUGACUGCUGUUGUCUUCUUCUCUGAUCAAAAAAACGUUAUCUUCUACCCUGAUCAAAACAUUGUGUACCUGAAGUAAGAAUAAUUUUAUUGUGUUGUUUUUCCAUAAUUAAAAGAUGUUUCGCAAUAGCUUUGUAUAACCUAAAAGACGAUCGCAAUAGCUUUGAAUAACCAGCAAUGUCAUAAAAAGAUGUUUUUGUGUUAUACGAUGUCGUGCAACGCCAUUUGUUGGUAACAAAGAAUAGUGUGGCGUCAGGCGGGAUGAAUUGGCCACUCACCCCUCCUUCCGCACACGCUUAGAGUAUAAAAGGAGAACUUUAGAUACUCUCGGUAGAGUCUGCUGCGGGUUGCGUACGGAUGCCCAGCCGGUAUUGAAGCUGCUCUCUACCUGGAGUGUUGGCUCUCCCUCCUAUUGGCGCACGUGGUAACCAUAUCUGUUGCAGCUUGGUGGGUGCUUGUUGAAGUGGGAGCUGUUGAUUGGACGACCCUCGACGGGAGGACGCAGAGAUGGAAGACAUCCGGCGCCAAGGAAUUGGAAAUGACUGGGUCAUCUGCCUCCUUGCCGUUGGUGCCAUGGUCCGACCCUCGUGGGGAAUGACCGAAGGUCAUGUGUGCGAGACAAGCCAGUUCAUCGGGAUGAGAUGGAGAAUCUCGGUCAACAUCCCCUGUGAUCUUCCCAUGAUGAUCCACCACGAGAGUGAUACGGGGGAGUAAGGUGACAGUCUCCGCUUCCUGCGUCAUGUGUAUGUGGGAUUUGGACGAAUGGAAAUAUUGGGGGUGUCAAGCUGAUCAUCGAAGAAACAAUGACGCCAAAAAUAACUCAAACACACUUGACUCCAAUCCUUGACACCUGUACACACCUAGCUCAAGCAGUGGUUGAAACCAAGAUAUACUGGACAAUUCACUUUCCCCCGAUUCCGAUAUGUAAUAGAAUAAAAAGGGCAUGGUAUGAUACUUUGUUGGGGGGAACGGGAACCGUAUUGGGAUUGGCAAAUACUGCUGAUAAUGAGGUAACUAGGACCAUGCUGUCCAAUACUGGAGAACACUCUGCCAGGGCCUUGCAUCAAAUAGGGGUUUGGCUUCCUAAAGCUCUGGUGGGACAAAAAGAAAAUGCAAAACUUUGGAAAACAGUGUUUAAUUGGGAUAUCAAAUUAUGGGACGAAGCAGAGAAAGUGCUUCAGAACUUGACAGAACAGAGUAGCUGGACAGUAUGUAGUAUUCAAACUCUACACGCUGCGGCUCAAAAGGAGUCGUUUCUAAGGAUAGUUACGUCGGGAAAUUAUCAAGAGUGGCGGAAGGUUUGGAACAUUUCUGACUCUUUGUGGUUGACAUUACAUCCCGAACACACCAAAUGUAACAAAAAUAAAUGUACGGGGUAUUGGACCCAGUACAACGUGACGACAACAAAGGUGGUUUGUAAAUAUCAGGUUUUGCCUGUUAUAACGACAAGUGGAUAUUGGUUUUUACACAUGGACGGAGAGUGGUUUGAACCAAAAACCAACAAAACCUUUAAAUCAGAUUUAUGUGAUUUAACAGACCAAGGGUUGGCUUGCAGAUUACAACAUGCGUACUCGAAUCCGUGCCUAACCGACUCAGAGGUUGUACUUUGUGAUUGGACUAGGGAGCCAGCCAGAGAGAUGAUGUGGCAAGUUGGACCGCAUACUCUCUGUGUGGCUACAACACAAAAUAACUCACAAGUACCUUCGGUUCUUUUUGUAGGAUGCCUUCAAGAUGUACACAUAUGGCGCUGGGGAAACAUGACGUAUCGUUUGACUAACUAUUCGGAGUCCCGCAGGUUGACUGCGGUCCAGUGGGAGGUACUACGCUCCCCCUGGUCAGUGUCUCUGGAACGAUUCAAAUGCGCAUUGGAGAGUUCUACAGACAUCCAAAAACUCAUCAAGUCACAUGCCUCUAACAUUUCCAGUCUCAUGGUGUCAACUAUGGUAGUAAAAGGGGAAGUAGUGCAUGCCGCUAAAUUAGUCUCAUCAUUGGUGGGACAUCUUCACAGGAAUGUCCUCCACUGCGCGUACUACUUUCUUGCCACCCUUGAUCGUGUUAAUGAUUAUUUGUGUGCUUACGCUAUGCAAUAUGGGAACUUGCUAUUAUGUGCGACGCAUCCGGCUUGAGGUAGAGAAGGAAAUAUAUAAUCGCCUAUAAUCAAUUGCUUACAUUUUGAAUGAUGGAAAAACAUCAAGAGUGGAAUGAAGUAAGAAUAAUUUUAUUGUGUUGUUUUUCCAUAAUUAAAAGAUGUUUCGCAAUAGCUUCGUAUAUGUUUCGCAACAGCUUUGUAUAACCUAAAAGACGAUCGCAAUAGCUUUGAAUAACCAGCAAUGUCAUAAAAAGAUGUUUUUGUGUUAUAUGAUGUCGUGCAACGCCAUUUGUUGGUAACAAAGAAUAGUGUGGCGUCAGGCGGGAUGAAUUGGCCACUCACCCCUCCUUCCGCACACGCUUAGAGUAUAAAAGGAGAACUUUAGAUACUCUCGGUAGAGUCUGCUGCGGGUUGCGUACGGAUGCCCAGCCGGUAUUGAAGCUGCUCUCUACCUGGAGUGUUGGCUCUCCCUCCUAUUGGCGCACGGUAAGAGCUGGAUAUUCUUCUAAGAGCUGAUUGGAUAUUACUUAGCUUCAUACCACGUGAUUUGUGCUUGUGCUUGUGUUACCAUUUCUGUGUGGGACCAAUAAAGUGCCAAUUGUUGGUAGCCAGAAGUGUGUCUUGUCUUCAUUUCUGAGUGCCUAUCUCCGACGAACCUAUUAAAAUUUGAUACCGAACUCCUGAGCGAGGUAUCAGAAAUGUUUUAAAACAGUACCCUAGCGGAUAAUUGAUGAAUUGCUGUCAGGUUCACCAAUCAGACAUUCAUUAAAGAGGACAAAAAGGAAGCAAAGACACCAGUUCAAGUCUCACGAGGAGAGAGGAGAGGAACUGUCUCGUACAAUUCACCACUGCACUCUCUGAUUAUCCUCUCCUCAGCACCUCUAUUUUUAGUUUUAAGACGCCCCUUAUUUACAUGGAUGUUACAAAAGGGAGACGGCAAGCAAAAAAGUUGGAAACAAGGUAUACAUGUUUGUUCAUGUGCGUGUGCAUGUGUGGAAGAUUGAUGAAUACAUGUGUGGUCAUCUUUUCUUUAACAGGCGGCAGUUCUAACAGUUCUGAUGAUUAGAUGUUUUUGUGUGGAUUCCUAUUUUGUAAGAUAUUUAAGUGUCCUCCCAGUAAUUCCUUUUUUUAUGUUUACUUCUAUAUUUCCUGUCAGAGAGGGAAUUAAGCCUAGUCCUAGUUUCAGCAAGCCAUCUCUUCCCAACAAAUGUAUCGGACAAAUUAAAAAGUUGCAUUUUGUGAGCAUUAGUUGGGACAUUUUUGAUGGGGAGAUGACUGCUCUCUUCCUCAUCUGCGGCCACAAUUAUUAAAUGUUUUGCAUAAAGCUCCAUAAAUUUCUCCUUCCUCUGUCAGAAAGGUGUCAACUUUCUUUUUCUUAUUUUGUAGCACUCUUUCUGCGUGUAGUGCUUGGUUAACCUGUUGUUACAGGCUGCCAGUCGGUUUAUAAACCCAAUGUUUUUCAAUCCGUUGUUUUGUAGGAUUAUUUGAAUUCGCAUGAAGGGCAUUUUUUAAUUGCCCUUGAUACACACUCCCUGGAGUGUGAUCUUCAGGAAUGCCACUGUUUGCUUUAAAACAUGGAGUCAUUCCAAUUGUAUAUUCUUCGAAUAGUUCAUUGUUGUUUUAUUUUGCUCUUCCAAUUUUUUCUAAAUCUCGCAGAAGUGUGCAACAUUAACCCUUGAACUCCCUGCUGCUGUGAGAAAGUACUUUGCUGUCAUCCAAAUUUGUUGUACUUCCACACCAUUUAACUGGUAAGAUUUUCUCAAGUAUUCCGUUCCCUGGACGAAUUAUGUUACAUCAACUUUAUGAGA
This is a messenger RNA of Syngnathoides biaculeatus (alligator pipefish), 12762 nucleotides long. RefSeq lists its product as uncharacterized. The transcript has 2 exons. NCBI's taxonomy places the organism in Eukaryota, Metazoa, Chordata, Actinopteri, Syngnathiformes, Syngnathidae. The record is from RefSeq and is a predicted model, not a curated record. Bases 9669 to 10991 code for a protein of 440 amino acids.